Messenger RNA from Aureobasidium uvarum, 509 nucleotides. The record is from the annotation of a GenBank genome assembly. NCBI's taxonomy places the organism in Eukaryota, Fungi, Ascomycota, Dothideomycetes, Dothideales, Saccotheciaceae.
CAAAACACCUCACCUGUAUCACCACAAUGAUCUCCACCACCUACAACGAAUCCGCCAUCAUCGCUCUCAUCACCGAAUACUACACCCUCCUCCUCCGCCUCUCCUACUUGCAUCCCUCUGAAAUGGACUUUGCACCUCCCACNGGCAGACCCAUUGAAGAAAAUCUUCGUAAAGAGUUACAUCUUUCUCCAGCGGUAACAUCACUAAUUCGCCAUUUGCCCUGCCCCAUCUCCCUAAACAUGGCUCUCGAACACGAAUUCAUGCCUUGCUCCUUUGCAAACUGUUUCGUGUCCUCUGAGGAUAUAGAAUUGGGUCGUGAUCCAGAAAUGUUGGAGCGCAGGNNGUGCUUUUUGGGAGGUGAGGAAAUUGCAUUGACACUGAUGGGAGAUGAAGGGUGUUAUUUGGUGUUGGAUGCAGAGAAGAGUUACGAGAAGAUGAAGAAAAUACUAGUGCAGGAGUACAAGUGGCCCGAUGAGUUCGAGGAGGAAGAGUGGAGGAGGGAUUGCGAG